Zonotrichia leucophrys gambelii is the source of this 800-nucleotide messenger RNA. It is a transcript of the gene SDHC, whose product is annotated as succinate dehydrogenase complex subunit C. The coding region runs from base 30 to 539 and encodes 169 amino acids. The transcript has 7 exons. Gene Ontology annotation, cellular component: membrane. Lineage: Eukaryota; Metazoa; Chordata; Aves; Passeriformes; Passerellidae. The record is from RefSeq and is a predicted model, not a curated record. Gene Ontology annotation, biological process: tricarboxylic acid cycle; mitochondrial electron transport, succinate to ubiquinone. Gene Ontology annotation, molecular function: oxidoreductase activity, acting on the CH-CH group of donors; electron transfer activity.
ACGGCCAUUUCCGGCGCGGCGGUUCCAAGAUGGCGGCGCUGGCUCUGAGGGGUUUGGGGCGGCGCUGCCUCCUGGCCCGGCUGGGGCCCGGCCCCACCCUGCACCAGGCCGUCCCCAUGGGCACCACGGCCCGGGAGGAGAUGAGGAGGUUCUGGGAGAGGAACGAGCGCUCGGGGCGGCCGCUGUCCCCCCAUGUCAGCAUCUACAAGUGGUCGCUGCCCAUGGCCAUGUCCAUCACCCACCGUGGCACCGGCGUCGCCCUCAGCCUCGGUGUGUCCCUGUUCUCGGUGGCCGCGCUGCUGCUCCCUGAGCAGUUCCCCCAUUACCUGGCCCAGGUGCGGGCUCUCAGCCUGGGCCCCGCCCUCGUGUGCUCGGCCAAGUUCCUGCUGGCCCUGCCCCUGAGCUACCACACCUGGAACGGCGUCCGCCACCUGGCCUGGGACCUGGGCAAGGGGCUGAAGCUGCCGCAGGUGACGCAGUCGGGGCUGUUGGUGCUGGCCCUGACCGUGCUGUCCUCGGCCGCGCUGGCGGCGCUGUGACGGCCCCGGGGCCUUCCCGGGAUCCCGGAAUCCCAAAAUCCCGGGAAUGCCGGAAUCCCGGAAUCCCGAAAUCCCCAGAUCCUCAAAUCCCAAAAUGGAAUCCCGGUAAUCCCAAAAUCCCGGAAUCCAAAAAUCUUGGAAUCCCGGAAUUCCGGAAAUCCUGGAAUCCUGAAAUCCCAAAUUCCCGGGAAUCCCAAAAUCCUGGAAUCCCAGAAUUCCAGAAAUCCUGGGAAUCCAGGAAUCCCAAAAUCCCGGGAUCCC